This is a messenger RNA of Galendromus occidentalis (western predatory mite), 2883 nucleotides long. Its product is annotated as DNA-directed RNA polymerase, mitochondrial. Gene Ontology annotation, cellular component: mitochondrial DNA-directed RNA polymerase complex. The coding region runs from base 76 to 2883 and encodes 935 amino acids. NCBI's taxonomy places the organism in Eukaryota, Metazoa, Arthropoda, Arachnida, Mesostigmata, Phytoseiidae. The record is from RefSeq and is a predicted model, not a curated record. Gene Ontology annotation, molecular function: mitochondrial promoter sequence-specific DNA binding; DNA-directed RNA polymerase activity. The transcript has 2 exons. Gene Ontology annotation, biological process: mitochondrial transcription.
GUCAGCAUCUACAAUUUGAUCCUGUCGGGCUGCUCUGUCAACGGGAGCGACAAACUCGCUAAGGAUGUCAAACAGAUGAUGAUCAAAGACAACGUCGAGCCAGACGCCUCAACGUACGCCUACCUCCUGGCCGCCGCUCAACACCGAGACCACUAUGUCGGUCUCAUCAAAGAAAUGUCUGAAGCCGGGAUCACAACCGAAGACCUCUUCCGCGAAACAUCACUCACGAGUGUCCAACUCGCGAGUCUCGUUCAAAAUAUCCGCUGCUGGAGCGACCAAUACGCUUUCGACGUUCCGGCAGCCCGCUUCCCAACGAACGAAAGUUCUGUCACCGCUCAUUUGAAGAGCAUUAGACAGCCCUCAUCAGAAGAAAGAUUCUUCGAUCCCAAACUUCUUCGAGCGAAGAGCAUGGCACAAAGGAAGCGAGAACUGGCCGGAAUGGUCACCGUCAAAUCUAUAGCCGCCCCUGACAAGCCUUCCCAGCGUGUUGUUUUCUUGAGGAAGCAAAUAACUAAAUGUGAAAACGAAUGGAGGAGAGAAUUGAAUGAGCUGUACGGCAGGUGUAUCGAAAAACUCUCGAGGGAAGCACUGCAUACGAACGUCAUGUGCGUUCACCCGUAUGUGUUGGCUUUAGACAAGUCGAGGCUGGUGAACUUGUUGCUGCAAGAGAUGCGAGCGUUCGCAUUGGCUCCUGGAAGCUCCAGUGUGAGCUUCACCACCGUCGCGGCUCGGCUGGGCCAAAAAGUAGAACUUCUAUACAACAUUCGAUCAAAGGUCAACGGAGGUGUCUCCGAUGCCAUCACCCGACUCUAUGGCGACUACCUCGAGCGUUCCGGCAGCCAGACCACGACUCCCGGUCGUGAAAUCUGGCAAUCGCUGAUAGCCAAGAACCCUCAGCUCGCCCCCUGCAUCGGGAACCUACAAGAAAACCCUUGGACACGAUCGACACAAGUUAGCGUUGGCCGGUUCCUGUAUUCAAUGCUUCGGCAACUGAAGGUCGAUGUCAACAUUAUGAAGCCCAACUGUGAUAAGAGGAAACUGAUACAUGCGCUUUAUUCUGUCUACCGGACGAACUCCGCUCGGAAACACGAAGAGCUGAAGGCUCAUGAAGUUUUAAAUACGCUCUACUCGAAGGCGGAAAUCGAGAAUCUUCAUUUCGACGCGACCUCCCUCCCGAUGUUGUGUCCGCCGAAACCUUGGACCAGACCCGAAGAUACGCCUUAUAUGAUUUCCGGGGUGCCUUUGAUCCGGAUUCCGUCUGAAUUCAGUAACAAGCAGAUGUCCGCCAUUAGAGAGUCGCCCCCAGAGAACAUCUAUCCAGCUCUGGAUGCCCUGAACGCUCUGGGUCGCACACCAUGGAAGGUGAACAACCCGAUCCUGGACGUAUUGACAACGGUUUUCCUCGGAGAAGGGGACAUGGAACUUUCAGUACCGAAAAAACCGAGCAACAUGACCAAGCCCGAGCCGAGCGCCCACAAAGCACGUGUUCAAGCCACGCUAUCGGAACGCAAGAAAGCCGAGAAGUACGCCUUAUGGUGCGACACGCUCCAUAAACUAUCCAUUGCUCACCAUUUCAAGAACGAUGUGUUCUUCUUCCCGCACAACAUGGACUUCUGCGGUAGAGCUCACCCGUGCCCUGCCCAGUUCCAUCAUCUGGGUGAUGAUCUGAUCCGGGGACUUCUUCUGUUCGCGGAAGGGAAACCCCUAGGAGAGAGAGGGCUAUGGUGGUUAAAACUCCACCUCAUGAAGCUGACCGGAUUCAGCAACGAGCGGUCUGCGGAGGAGCGCGUCGCUUACGCGGACGGAAUCAUGGACGACAUACUCGACUCGGCACGAAACCCUCUGAACGGCCGGAAGUGGUGGCAGACUUCAGAGGAUCCGUGGCAGACGCUGGCCGCCUGCAAAGAGAUCGCCAACGCUCUCGCGUCACCGAAACCUGAGGAGUACAUCUGUCAUCUACCGAUCCAUCACGACGGCCACUACGGGGGCCCUCAGCAUUACGCUGCGUUCGGGAACGAUUCCGAGGGAGCGCUGCCGGCGGACACGAUCCCCAUGGAGACUCCUCGAGACGUGUACAGUAAAGUCGCAGAUGCGGUCGAGUCACUGCGCGAGGCCGAGAGCGCGGCCGGCAGCGAUAUCGCUAGCGUCUUGAAGGGUUUCAUCAAGGGAAAAACUGUGAAAGAGAGCGUGAAGACGGCGGUGUACGGGGAAAACCGUUUCGGUGCAUAUAUCCAGAUUCUACGGAAGCUUCAAGUCGAAGGUUUUCCGUCAUCACGGGCGAACUCCGCGGCUCAUUAUCUCGCAAUCAAAACUUUCGAGUCUGUGGAGAAGACGCUCACGAAAACCAAAGGAAUACAGAGCUGGUUCACUCAAUGUGCCAAAGCCAUUCUGGCCGCAACGGAAAAACCCGUACAAUGGACGACCCCUCUAGGACUUCCGGUUGUGCAACCGUACUUCCGGACCUCUAUGCACAAAUGUCUUGUCGAGAGCGACAAUAGCGCCCAUUCGAUUCUCAUACCGACUUCGGAGCCGCAGGCAACGAGGCAGAAAAACGGUUUCCCUCCAAAUUUCCUGCACAGUUUGGACUCGACGCACAUGAUGUUGACUGCGUUGUACUGCGAGGCCGCCGGUAUCAGAUUUGUUCCUGUCCACGACUGCUUUUGGACUCACGUGUCCUCAGUGGAAGAGCUGAGCAAGAUAUGUCAGCAGCAGUUCGUGGCUCUCCACAGUGAGCCCCUUUUGGAGAAAAUUGCGGCGGAGUUCGGUAGACGGUAUAUUUCCAAAGAGGCAAAGCAAUCAGCAGACCCAGUCAAGCUAGCCGCCGUCAAGGAACUUCAAGGCCUCUUAGACAAAAUCCCAACGCGUUCAUGGGCCGUGCAGUAG